This is a messenger RNA of Aphanomyces invadans, 1443 nucleotides long. RefSeq lists its product as hypothetical. The transcript has 2 exons. Lineage: Eukaryota; Oomycota; Saprolegniomycetes; Saprolegniales; Verrucalvaceae. Bases 22 to 1305 code for a protein of 427 amino acids. The record is from RefSeq and is a predicted model, not a curated record.
GCACUUGCUCCAUUGCGCGUCAUGAUCGACCCCCGACGAUACAGCCCCGCGGACGCACCCGCCUUCGGGAAACUCGAGAAGUUCGAUCUCUCCGACAACUCGGACGAUGACUGUCGCCCACCUCGUCCGGUAACUCCACGUCGUCGCCUGUCGAUCUCCCUCGCCUUGGAGGACAGCCCCCCGACUGAACGAGAGCUCCUCCACCCAGCCAACUGGACGUUUGUGGGCAAGUGGCAGCGAGCGUUCCGCGCAGCAGUACCAGAAAUAGUGACUGUGACCCAUGGAGAGGGCGAGUUUGUCAACCUGGGAAGCACGUUCGCCCCUCCCGACAUCACGUCAUGCUUUUCAUCGUCUGCGUCCGACUGGCUCGUCCUAACGCAGGCGAUUCCAUGUCCCGACAAAGCCACGUCGUCAAAGUCCCUCCAACUGGCGCUCGCGUACGCGACGCACAGCCACCACAGUGGGGCGUUUGACGUCGCGCUGCAUUCGCUUCCGUCUGGCAAAAUGCACUUUCAUGAAUCGUUCCACCCGAAGGCGGGCAUUCGAUGGCGCCAACUUCGUCGCGUCCUCGACCUUUCCCGCGUGCCGCCGACGGAUUCGUCAUUGCAGCUCCAAUGGCGGGGCAAGGGGGCAGACGAAGAGACAGGCGAGAGUGCUGCGAACGAAAUCUUUGUCGGAGCCAAGGUCGCCAACAUCUCGCUGCGAUACAUCCUGGAGGGCUCCUCAGGGUUCAACGACCUGCUCGAGCUGUCGUCGGUUCGCACGACCGAGCUGAUUCAUCCAGACAAAUGGACGUUCUCGGGAGACAUUAUUGUGGAGACUCGUCUCGACUUGCCGGAAGUCAUUGAAGUCCCGCCUGGUGCAAUUCUGGUCAACUUGGGCGGAUCCAUGGCCCCUCGGUCGAUCCCGUACUGCUACACGUCGUCGCAUGGGUGGGGCGAGCUACUCCAAACGAUUCCCCUGGUCCAUCGGCCCGUGCCUCGUCUCCACCUGACGCUAUGUCAUGCCGUACGAUAUGACCAGGGCGGCCAAUUCGCCGUUGAAAUCUCAUCGCUUCCGUCGGGCACGGUGCUGCUCCACGAACGCUUUGCUCGUGACAAGGGUUUGACGUGGCGCAAGCUGGUGCGAAUCAUCGACACGUCGAGUAUGCCCCGCCACGACGCAAUUCUCAUGUUCAAAUGGAGUGGCACGGAUUCGGACGGAUGCCGCGAACACUGCGGCGCCAAAGUGGCCAAUAUCUCGCUCCAAGUCCUGCCCCAUGGAGCUGACUGUAGCAGUGACGACGUCGAGUUGACGUGGUAUUAGGUCCAACCGUCACAAGUCUGUAGAGUGAGAACUCUAUGGCCCACAGUAGCAGCAGCAUCGUAGCACGUACGCUAGCGCGAAUGAAUUGCUCUCAGGUACUGCCGCAUAAUUUGGCCUUUAGCACGAUGUACUCACGUC